Molecule: messenger RNA, 1488 nt
Organism: Photinus pyralis (common eastern firefly)
Lineage: Eukaryota; Metazoa; Arthropoda; Insecta; Coleoptera; Lampyridae
Product: caspase-1-like
Exons: 4
Coding region: 521-1468 (315 amino acids)
Biological process (GO): proteolysis; apoptotic process
Cellular component (GO): cytoplasm
Source: RefSeq, a predicted model, not a curated record
UUUGUGCACUUAUUUAUAAUUUAUUUGUGUUAUAUGUAACAUUUUAUAUGUUUUUUAUAGUUUUCCAUCUUUGUUUUUGAAACUGACUUGAUUUAACCUUCAUGCAGAAUCACGUGUUUGAUAUUGGUAACUUAUUGUCGCAUUCAUUUUUGGCGUGAAUGUUUGCUCAGUUUAUGUUUUGAUUACAUAGUCUUGACCCCAAGUUAAAUUUAUAUUUUUGUAUUUAGUUAUUUAUUUAAAUAUGUGGAAGGUAGUAAAUUGGUUGAUGUAUGUGCCCACUUGUUAUUUGUAAACUAAUAUUUUUUGCCGUAAUUGAGACAGUCAUGAUUUCUGGAAACUCCUGUCUUUAAAUUUUAUCUAUUCGUACACAUGCGAACUUUAUUCUCCUAAUAAUUACACGUUGUUGUCCACCUACAGAAUUAAUUUAUACGAACGUUUCGCCGUAAAGCUAACCAUCAUCAUCAAUGCUGCACUAUAGCCGACCUAAUUCCGUUUCAAUUUGCCGAAAUUACCGUUUCAAAUGGUAAUCGGUUAUAUUGACUUAACUAAAUUUGAUAAGAUAACUUGGAUGGUGUUUAUGUAUGACCGUAUUGGUUCAGAUAGCGAGCCAGGUUAUUAUUUCGACAUGGACCAAAACGGUGAUACUCUCGACUCCUUCAGUUUGACAAGUUUCACAAGGUGCGAUUCGUUCCAAAACGCGCCAUCGGGCAGUGCAGACCACCCACUCGCGGAUUAUUACAAUAUGAAUCACUACAGAAGAGGUCACGCGAUCAUCUUCAGCCAUAUCCAAUUCGACGGGGAUCUUGCGAAGAGAGAGGGUGCAAGUAAAGAUGCGAAAGACCUCGAGGAGGUGCUUGUCGCGUUGAAGUUUAACGUUAAGGUCUACACCGAUCUGAAAUACGGAGCAAUUUAUGAAGUUAUCACGACAUUAUCACAGAGUGACCACUCGGACGUGGACUGCCUCCUUGUCGCAGUCUUGUCGCACGGUGACCGCGGCAAAGUUUACGCGCGCGAUCACCAGUAUCCCCCCGAUUUUCUCUGGAAGUCGUUCUCCGGAGACAAAUGUCCAAGUCUGGCGGGAAAACCCAAACUGUUCUUUGUGCAGGCAUGUCGUGGUGAUGAAACGGACGAUGGUAGCAGGGUACGCAUGGCGACGCAGGUUGACUCCCAGGCCAGUUACACUAUACCAGUAAUGGCCGACAUACUCGUAAUGUACUCGUGCUACGACGGGUACGUUUCCUGGAGAAGCACACGCACCGGCUCAUGGUUCAUUCAAUCUCUGUGCGAAGAACUGAAAACGAGGUCCAAAAGUACUGAUUUAUUAACAAUUUUGACCUUUUUAAAUAGAAGAAUGGCGAUCACCUAUAAAAGUGUCGCCCCAAGUAAAAAAGAGAUGCAUGGAAAGAAGCAAAUUGGUACAAUUGUUAGCACGUUGACGCGCUUACUUUAUUUUUAUCCUGUCGAAUAAAUUGGGGUUCAAAGACUCUU